ACGAACCCUAGAGAACUCCGCCGUCCGACGACGUCGCCGCCGCCGCCGCCCGGCCACCGUCCGCGGCCUCAGGCCCCAGGACAAAUGGUGUCCUCGAUGGCUGAACAACGGCGAAGCCUUUGCAAUGCUAUCCUUGAGUACUACAAAUCGGCGUGUGAUCGGCUCCCGACCUCGCUGAUCCCGCGCGUCCAUGAGGCCGGCUUCGGCUUCGGCUUCCUCGACCCCGUCUCGAACAUCAUCGCCAACACCGUCUUGCACAAGGCCUCGCCGGAUGCGAUGGUAGAGGCCAACCAGGAGGAGCAAGGAAGGCGUCGGGAGAUCAAGAGGAAGAUAUCAUAGCCCGGCACUUGCAGCACAGGCAGCAGCAGCAGCAGCAAGGCGGUCUGCAUCUCGGAUUUCAGCAGCAUUGCAGCUCGAUCGCUUCAAGGCCUCGUCACUUUUCUUACCAGCUACUUCCGCUACCUUCGCACCCGAGAAGCCCUCUACUACCUGACUGUUUCCAAUGCUGAUCUCCUCGUCGCUGUGCACCUCAUCGAGACGGAUCGUUGUGCCGGUUGCGCCUUCACGGCCAACCACCGCACCAGCAAGAAUGCUCUCUCUUGUGCUGCCCUGUCUGCCAAGCAUCCCCAGCCCGGUGAAUUCGUGUCCACCUCACUCGUGCUGGCGUCUCGUCUGAAAGAGGUUCACGCCCUCCUGCAGACACACGACACUAUGAACCUCUCCAAGAUAUCUGCAGAAGGCGAGCAUUUUGGAGCAGACCCGCACGAACCCAUGCGUGAUGCCGUAAAAAGGUUCCAAAGAUCUGGAGUGAGGAUGCCUUUCCCUGAUGAGAUUAGCCAUGAGCUCGGGAUCGACCAUGAGCUCUCCAUGAAGAGGUUGCUUCUGGAUAGGAUCCAUGGGUUCUACCUCGAGGCAAUCUCCCGCCUCCCGACGACUCUUCUGCGCUCCCGCCUCCACCGGCCCCUCCUGAAGGCUGGCCACUGCUACGGCCCAUUCGAUGCUGUCUCCAACAUCCUUCUCAACACAAUCUGGUAUGACACCAUGUUCCCCACACAGCACGAGUUCAAGGUGGACGUCGUCCUCAUGGAGAACCUUGCCCUUGUCGAGUCCCGUUGUCUCAAUGGCCUUGUCGCCUCCGUGGUCAGCACCUUUCCUACAUUAACAAUGAGAGGUAUUUUGUGGUACCUCCUGAAAUUUGGCUCCCUUUAUGGAAUGAUCAAGAAUGUAGGAGAAACCUUCCCUGCCCCCAUCCUUGUGUCUCCUUCUGCCUACCUUGCUGCCGCUACCGGAGCAUGCCACCCUCACCCUGAUGCACUAGUAAGCUUUGUAGCAGAGUUACCACAGGAGGUAGAGGUGAUCGUGAUGCCAUUGCUCAAGGCUAAGAAUACCCUCUCCGUUGACGAUGUCGAGGCCAUCUCUAAGUCUGUGUCGGGUAAUCAUCCACGUAUUGGGUCUGUGAGUGAGCUUGAGUGGUCUAAGCUUGAUUCCAAGAGCAUCUCAGACAGCUGUAAGAAAUUUAAGGCUCAUCAGAGAUAUAUUUGCCGAAGGGUUGAAGCUGCUUUGCAGGAACAUGCACGGAGACAGGGUGAUGAUUAUGAGCUUCAUUCUAUCUGUGGGGUGAAUGGGAAAAUACCCCAAGAUGGCAAAUAUGAUUACUUUCUUAACCGCAAUGGAUACCCGUACUCUCAUAUCAACGCCUGGGUGACACGGAGAGACUCACAUCGCACUGACGCAGUUCCCAUACUCUUGUUCAUCGAGUGUAGCAAUAACAAGGACAUGAAGGGUGCGCCAUUUCUGUGCUGUGUUGUAUCAGAGUCAUCAGAAGAUGCCGGUCGCUGCUUUCAUUGUGAGCGUGCUGGGACCAAAAUCGUGCAUCCAUCUUUGAGGUCAUAUCAUGGGCAAGAAAAGGAUUUUGAGGAUAUGGCUUGUGGAAAACACUCAUUAACCAACGAAGAACUGAUUGGAUUUGGGGAGUCGAGGACAGUUUUUGCAGAUGUCGUCGAGACAGAGCCUUUAAUGUAUCUAGAUAUUGCAGAGUUGAGACAUCUGGCUGAUGUAUCUUGAUAGGGUUGAGGCAUCAGGCUGAUAUGAGACACUGGAGUCAUCUUCGAAGCGGGUCGACCGGUCGACAAGCUAAUUGGCAACAUCCGUGAGUCAUUAUGCAGGUUGUGAUGUGGACCCUAAAGGUGCGGGCAAGAAGGAAAAAAAAACUUUUUUUCUCGAAUAGGAGAGUUGCGUAUCAAUAUAUUAAGAGGAAGAGAGGGAAAAAAAACUCUAGUACAAAAUGUUACAGGUUAGCCCUUAAAACAACCAGUUGACUCUCAACAAGCAAAAAAACCUUUCGUGAUUAUUUACCCUAUCAAGUGAUACAA
Molecule: messenger RNA, 2372 nt
Organism: Panicum virgatum (switchgrass)
Lineage: Eukaryota; Viridiplantae; Streptophyta; Magnoliopsida; Poales; Poaceae
Exons: 3
Coding region: 712-2064 (450 amino acids)
Source: RefSeq, a predicted model, not a curated record